Antechinus flavipes (yellow-footed antechinus) is the source of this 2435-nucleotide messenger RNA. Its product is annotated as disintegrin and metalloproteinase domain-containing protein 32-like. Lineage: Eukaryota; Metazoa; Chordata; Mammalia; Dasyuromorphia; Dasyuridae. Gene Ontology annotation, biological process: proteolysis; binding of sperm to zona pellucida; cell adhesion. Gene Ontology annotation, cellular component: plasma membrane. The coding region runs from base 33 to 2273 and encodes 746 amino acids. Gene Ontology annotation, molecular function: metalloendopeptidase activity. The record is from RefSeq and is a predicted model, not a curated record. The transcript has 21 exons.
UAAGACAGUAACUGAGGCAAGACGCUCGCGCCAUGUUUUACCUAUUGGCCCUUUUUGCAGGUCUCAAUAAGCUGCUUAUAUUGGGGCUUGAUUUUCAGCAGUCAUUCGUAGAGAUCACAGUUCCAGAGGAGAUCCUAUCAAAUUCAAGUGAUUCAGAUUUGGAAUAUGAAGGGAUUUCAUAUACUAUUUCAAUAGAAGGGAGACUGUAUACUUUACACCUCACAAAAAGAUUGUUUUUACCAGAUGAUUUUGUUGUCUAUAUGUACAAUCGGGAAGGUGCUUUGUAUUCUAGUUCCAAAAGUACAAUGAAAUAUUGUAACUACCAAGGAUAUGUUGCAGGUUUUCCAAAUUCGGUUGUCACACUCCAUGCCUGUUCUGGACUCAGAGGAUUACUGCAAUUUCAAAAUGUUACUUAUGGAAUUGAGCCCCUUGGGUCUGCAGGUGGAUUUCAGCAUCUUAUUUAUCGAUUAAAAAGUGAAAACACAGAUCUUGCUGUUUUAGCAGAAAAUAAUACACAUUUGGAAUCGGAGGACCUGGAGUAUAGAAUUGAGGCUAGUGGUGAAAUAAGAUCAUUUGGUCCAAAGCUAUCACCUCAGUAUGUGGAAAUUCAUAUUGUCUUGGACAAAGGUUUGUUUGAUUACAUGGGCUCUGACAUUGAGGCUGUAACAAAUAAAGUCAUCCAGAUUCUUGGUCUUAUAAAUGCAAUGUUUACCCAAUUUAAAAUGACAGUUGUGUUGUCAUCUUUGGAAUUGUGGACAUAUAAAAAUAAGAUUUCCACAACUGGGGAGCCAGAUGAAAUAUUACAAAGGUUUUUAGAAUGGAAAAAUUCUUACCUGGUUCUGCGGCCUUAUGACAUGGCAUAUUUAUUUGUUUAUAGGGAACAUUCCACUUCUAUAGGAGCAACUUUUCCUGGAAAGAUGUGCAUUCUUCAUUAUGCUGCAGGAAUUGUUUUGUAUCCCAAAGGAAUAACUGUGGAGGCGUUUUCUGUUAUUAUUGCACAGUUGCUGGGACUUAGUCUGGGAAUAAGAUAUGAUGACAAGAAAUGCCACUGUUUGCAAUCUACCUGCAUCAUGAGCCCAGAAGCAGUGCUCUCCAGUGGAAUUAAGGUGUUUAGUCGCUGCAGCUUGAGUGACCUUCACAAUUUCAUUUCAAAGACGGGAGCUAAAUGUCUUAAAAAUCAACCAACUCUUAAAUAUUUUUAUGCUGAGAGUUAUGGAUCCUGUGGGAAUUAUGUAGUAUCUGAAUAUGAAGAGUGUGACUGUGGCCCUCCAUCGGUAUGUGGAUUUUCAAAAUGCUGUAAUCCAAGUUACUGCAGAAGAAAUUAUUUUGCACACUGUAUUUCUGGAAUUUGCUGCCAGCCAGACUGUAAGUUUAAUAGAGGGAAUUUAUGUAGACCUGCAUAUGAUGAACUUUGUGAUUUUCCUGAGAAAUGUAAUGGCAGUUCUACAGAAUGCCCAAAGGAUUUAAAGGCCAGGGAUGGAAGUUUAUGUGCUGAUGGUACGAGUUUAUGUUUUGGUGGAAUGUGCCAGAACCCUGAUAUCCGAUGUCAGCGUUUAUAUGGAAGAGAUUCCAGGAAUGGUCCCUUUGCUUGCUAUGAAGAAAUCAAUAGUCAGCAAGACAGGUUUGGGAAUUGUGGCCGGCAAGGAGAAUAUAGAUUUAAAUUCUGUAACUGGAGGAAUCUUCUUUGUGGCAAGUUAAUUUGUACAUAUCCAUAUCGAAAACCAUAUGUUCGAGAAAAUGUUGCUGUGAUAUAUAGUUUUGUGCUAAACACUGUAUGUAUAAGUUUAGAUCACAAGUUUAAGCUAAAUACUCCAGAUCCAAUGUUGAUAGGAAAUGGAAGUCCAUGUGAUGUGAAAAAGUUUUGUUUUAAUUCUGAGUGUGUAUAUUUGAAUAGACUCGUAGGUGAAGCAGCUGCUUGUGCAGAGACGCAAUGCAGUGGUCAUGGAGCAUGCACUAAUGAAGUUGAUCUAUGCAUGUGCCAUUUAGGAUAUUUCUACUCAAAUUGCAGUGCAAGGAGAAGUAGAAUUAUUAAAGAUUUUGUAAAGUGGAUAAGAGAACAUGUCCUGUAUGACUAUAGAGCUGCUGAGCAUCCUAAGAAGAACUGGCUGCUUAUAAGUUUUUACAUUUCUCUACCUAUUUUUUUCAUUAUAACCAUAAUAAUUCUCAAAUGGAAAUCUCUGAAAGAAUGCUUAUUGCCGGAGGAAUCUCCAAUUACUGAGUCUGGAUCAGAAAGUACAUAUUCGUAUAGCAGUAGCAGUGAACAUAGUACCUAAGAUGCCAAAAGUAAAAGUCUGGAGAAAAUAAAUUACAAUUCACUGCAUCAGAAAUCAGACUAAUAGAACUCUCACAGGAAAAAUAUUCUACUCUCACAUUCCCCCUUUUCCUUGCCAAUCGAUGGUUUGCCACUUUUGAGGAUAUUAAUAUUUUUUAGAGUA